AUGACUCCAUUUGUAUUUUUAGAUCAUUUAGAUAAAGGUUUAAGAGACGUUAAAGAAAAUAAUCUAAACCUUGCCGAGCAAUCACUCAGUCAAGCUUUAAAGAUUUUAUCCGCGUCGCCAAUUUCCUCAAAAUUCAAUGGAGAGAAAGCGAGAUGUUUUCAUACCAUGGCGGAGAUAUAUUUAACCCGAGCCUCUCAUCAGGUGAAUGACGAUGGUUUUUGUGAAAUGAUGGUUAAAGGCAUCGCUCUAUUCGAGGCUGAGCGAAUAUACAAGUACGGCAGUUACAAAGAAGACAAAGAAAUCAACACGGCCAUCUUAGAAGCAGAGGUAAAGUUUGUUGAUAGAGUAUUCGGGCCUAGAGGCGUUGAAAGCUUUAAGGAAAUGAGCGAUAAAAAAAUACUGAAUCGCAAAAAAUUGGAAGAGGUUCGUUCAAAAGUCACUAACGAAUAUUUUCCAACGCUUGCCAAAAUUCCAGACUGGAACACAGAAGACGAAGAAGAACGAUCCCACGAAAUAGAAAGUAUGUAUAAUAAAAUUUACGAUGACAUGAAGUGCUUCCUGGUUGACAUUUUGAUUCAUUGUAGUCAAAUUGCAGGUCCAGCACCCUGCAACUUCUCCAUCAUUGGUCUAGGAUCUACAUCUAGAAAAGAAGUCACUCCCUACUCUGAUUUAGAGUUUUCAAUUCUGGUUGAUGACAACAGCAAAACCCCUUCACUGGAACAACGGCAGUAUUUCCGAUUCCUGACUUAUUUUAUUCAAAUUCAAAUUAUCAAAUUAGGAGAAACAAUUUUACCAAGUGUUGGCAUUUCUAGUUUAAAUGAUUUCUACAGCAAAAAUAAAGAAGAUGAUUGGUUUUACGAUGAUGUUAUUCCAAAGGGAUUUUCGUUCGACGGUAUGAUGCCAUGGGCGUGCAAGACACCUCUUGGAAGAAAAGAAUGGCAUGGACAACCUGCACAAGAGUACAUCAUGACAGUUGAUGAAAUGUUGAAGCUUCAAGACGUCAUUCCUGGCUCUUCUAUGGAGAGUCUGAAAACUGCAAAUGUUUUCAGGAGCGUUUGUCACCUUUUUGGCAACGAAAAACUUACGAUGAUAUACGAGCAGAAAUUGUCAGCCCACCUCACUCAUAUUGACAGCAUGAGAAGUUUCCGAGAACAAGUAUUGCAGAUCAUGGAAAGUUUGAUCGAGACCUAUGGCGAGGAAGGAAUGCCUAUGCAACAUUUUGGAACACAGCAAGACGUGAAAAAAGAGAUCUAUAGAUUGACAAGUCUUCUUGUUGAACAAUUAUCAAAAUUUUAUUUAAUUUUCGGUCAUAGUUCGUGGCAAUGUGUACAUGAAAUGAGAAUGAAGAAGAUACUAACUGAAGAUGGAGCUAAAAAUCUACUUGCAGCAUUGAGUAUCACAACUGAACUUCGUUUGAAGUGUUACCAGAGACAAGGUAGGCAAAAGGAGGCAUUGCCUUCAGUUCCACAACUGUCAGUAACAGAAGACAAGGAUAUUUCAUGCCCCCUCUCGACAGCUAUCGUUCGUCUUUAUCAAAGUCUUGUACCUUUGAAAUCUGUCGUAUUUCAAAUCCUAGAAAUUUACAGGAACCAUGACCUGUAUGAACCAGAAACGUCGGUUGCUGCAUUGCUUCAGCAAGCAAAUUUUAUGGAUGUUUCGCCAUUGACAACAGCCGCAGCGUACGUACGUGUCUUGCAGCUUCCUAAAGCGUUCAAUUGUUUACUUUCCGCCAAAGGUGGCAUAAUGGAUAAUACCAGUAGGGUGAGAAUACUUCUCGUGCUCGCCAAUUGUUACAAGAUGGUUGGCAAGUUUCACGAAGCCAUAGAGUGUUGCCGUGAGGUGGAAACCUUGUGCACAGGGGCACAUGAUGUUAUUGAAACAAACAGUUUAUUAGAUGCGUUGAAGAUGAUCAUGGAUAUCUAUAUGGAUCAGGGACUCUUCCAAGAAGCUGUGCAAAUGUACAAACAAAUCGUGGAUUUUCAUGAGAGGCAGGAUUUGAGUGAAAGUUUCGUUAAGGAUGAGUUGGAUUUUCUUAACAGCAGCGCUAUUCUUUUUAUGAAUUUGAAGCAGUACAAUAAAGCUGAAGGCAUACUUAGAAGUAUCACUGAGAUGCUACGGAACCAACGGAAGCAUUAUUUCAGUUAUUUUAUGUGCUUAAACAACCUUGCCGUCAUUUUGCUUAACGCGGACAAGCUUACUGGAGCGAAAACUAUAUUGAACGAUGCUUUAGAGAUUGCCAGUGAGCUUUAUGGAGAAAACGCUGUUCAUCCCUAUUUUGCUCGCUGUUUGACCAACCUUAGUGAAGUUCAUUACUAUCUCCAGAAUAUUGAAGAAGCAGAUCGUUUGCUGCAGUUGGCGCUGAUAAUUUAUUCUCAUGUCCACGAGCACGAGUUGAUCGAUCCGGGUAUUAUCGAGACACUGAUUAUCAAAGCUCAAAUAUGCCAGUUUUAUGAGCUAUGGGACGAAAUGUUCAACUCCUUAAACAAAGCGAACGAAAUUUCUAAGAUUUUGUACAAAGGCAACCCACAUACAACUGCCGCGUCUAUACUUUUCUAUCUUGGCAUUUGUGAGCAAGAACGUGGAAAGUUCUUGGAAGCCUUAAGCCAUUACCAAGAAUAUUUGAAAAUUUAUGAAAAUGUAAGAAUGGAAUGUCAACAAAGUGGGCACAAUUGCAACACUGCCAAUGUUCUUAUACACAUUGCAAACGUAGGAGAACAUUGUUCUUAUGAUGUUUCGUAUCGUCUGUCAUGCGUCGAAAAAGCGCUGGAGAUAGAAAAAAAGCGCCACGGCAAGGAAUCUAAUCACCGCCAUUUGGCCAUAUGUUUCGGAACUCUCGGUUAUUUAUUGAUAAAGGAUAACCGUGAAUCAAAGGGGUUGGAAUAUCUCGGCAAAGCCAUGGAAAUGCUUGAAGAGAUUAAUUUCAGAGACGAUAAAGUCUUUGGCCAUGCACACCUAACAAUUGGAGAACUUUUAGGAGAACAGUCUCCCAAUAAAGCUGAAAAGCACUUGAGAACUGCAGAAGCUGUUUUAAAGAAGACCUUGAAAAAUAGUAAUGAUUUCGCACUACUUCAUAUCAAUUCUUCGCUGCUAAAGAUUUUCCUACAGACAAGCAGGAUCGAGGAUGGCCUCAAACUUGCCAAACAACAGCGACGCCUGAUUGAUACAAUGUUGUCUAAACCCAGUGUUCCUAACGCUGGACAGCUCUACCAAGUUGUGUAUCUUGGCAUGUUUUAUGAAGCCACUGGACGACGAAACACUGCAAAGGACAUGUAUAUCGACGUAAUCGCCCGCCUCGAGGAACAGGUCGAUCCGACCGAUUCGGAGCAAGAUUAUUUAAUGCCUUUACUUUGGAAGAUCCAACAACGACUAGGAGAAAUUUUCCGACUUGAUGGAAUGUUCUGUGAUGCAGAAGCCAUGGUCCAGCGCAUUGCCUUGUCAGUUAAAAAGACAAGUUUACAGCGAGAAUUAAAAGUAAAAGCAGUAAGAGCGCAUCAUGAAACUCUAUUGCAGCUAGCAACAAUUUUUAUGGAAACUGGAAGACACGAACAAGCAUAUGAACUGCUUCGCGAUCUCAUCAACAUGUACGAGGAAGACCCCAAAUCCAUUGAUACCCAUACAGCUUCGGGUGCUUUUCUCAUGCGUGGUGAACUGAACCGUCAACGCUUUCGCUUCAACCCUGCAUUGCAUGAUCUGCAAAAAGCUUUGAAAAUAGCCGAAACGUUUCGAGGAACACAAGACAGUGAAAUGUAUGCCAUAAUCAUGAACGCUAUUGGAUUAAUUUAUGAGCAAAGCAACAAGCCGGAACGUGCCCGCGAAUACUAUCUUUGCUGCAUAAAUACUGUCGCAGGAAUACCACCGACCAUGCAUACAGGAAUUUUUCAUCAAAAUCUGGCGGACACACUGAAAACGUUAGGGCGACUGGGUGACGCCUUAGUGCACUACAAAAAAUCUUUGGAAAUCAGGGAAAUGCUGUUUUCAGAGGAUCCGGUAAGAGAAGAUAUUGCCACCGUGCUUUACCAUAUUGCUCUCGUCCAGUAUACUGAUAAAAGACCCAAGGACGCUUCUAAAACUUUGGAUAUGCUUAUACCCUUAAGAAGAGAACUUCUUAAAAAAGGCGGUUCUUUGCAGAAUUAUUGUGCCGUGUUUGUUCUAAAAGGUAAUUGCCAUAUAUUUGAACCAGGCGAAGCUCAAAAAGCAAAAGACGCCUACGAAGAAGCAGAGAAAGCAUUGAAAAUAAUGACGGAAGGGCAGCCAAACCUGGAUUAUGCUGGCCUAUUAAGCAAUUUGGGUGAGUAG
Paramuricea clavata is the source of this 4296-nucleotide messenger RNA. The record is from the annotation of a GenBank genome assembly. Lineage: Eukaryota; Metazoa; Cnidaria; Anthozoa; Malacalcyonacea; Plexauridae.